Molecule: messenger RNA, 183 nt
Organism: Penicillium coprophilum
Lineage: Eukaryota; Fungi; Ascomycota; Eurotiomycetes; Eurotiales; Aspergillaceae
Exons: 1
Coding region: 1-183 (60 amino acids)
Source: RefSeq, a predicted model, not a curated record
AUGCAGCAAGCUGGCAAGUCCGAUGAUUUCCACUUCAUCUGCACCGGACAGCGGCCAAGGGGAGGGACGAAUGAGCCACCUCUUGGGACCGCAACAACGACAAUGCAGCAAGCUGGCAAGUCUGACGAUUGCCGCUUCACCUGCACAGCUACAGCGACAAGUGUCUGUUACGAAAGACACUGA